Messenger RNA from Brassica rapa (field mustard), 1131 nucleotides. RefSeq lists its product as uncharacterized. The record is from RefSeq and is a predicted model, not a curated record. Lineage: Eukaryota; Viridiplantae; Streptophyta; Magnoliopsida; Brassicales; Brassicaceae.
AUGUGCAAAGGUUUCGGCUCCACCCUGACCGGACCCGCUCUGCAGUGGUACAUCAACUUACCCUCCAGGUCCAUAGCCUCCUUAGCGGUUCUCAGCGACAUAUUCGUGGAGCAAUUCGCAAGCAGAAGGGACCUGGAGAAAACCUCCGACAGCCUCUACGAAAUCCUCCAGUUUCGAGCAGAACCCCUGCGAGGCUACAUAGCCCGCUUCAAUCAAGAGAAGGUGGCUAUCCCCAAAUGCAGUAUCCCCAACGCUAUAUCCGCUUUCAAGAGAGGUCUGCUCCCCGACGGAGACCUGUACAAGGAGCUGACCAAAUAUCAGUGCAACACCAUGGAAGACGUCCUAUCUCGAGCCUGGGCGCAGGUCAUGUGGGAGGAGGACGUCGCCAGCAGGGCCAAAGCGCAGCAAAAGCAAUAUCCCAAGACGAUCAGACCAGACCGAACCGAUUUAGACGAGAAACCCUCUCAAAGAUCAGCUAGGGACUCCAGAAAUCGAAACUGGGGCAGGUACCAGAACCGGCCGAUCGAGAAGAUGGGCCAACAGGUCAAGUGGCCUCAGAAGAUGAAAGCUCCCGACUCUUUCCGGAACCCUGGCUUUUGGUGCGACUUCCAUCGAGACCACGGUCACAAAACGGAGGACUGCGUCGCACUAAAGAUCGAGGUCAACGAACUGCUUAGGAAAGGGCACCUCAGGGAGUUCCUUUCUGAUAAGGCCAAGAGCCAUCUAAGCAAGGAGACAACGGGUAAGCCCGUCUCGCCACCGCGACAGGACCGAGUGGUACAUGUCAUUUCGGGCGGUUCAGAAAUUAGCGGCAUAAGGCAUGCAGCUGCAAAGAAAAGCACUUGGAACCCCAAGCAUGGCCUAGAGGCGGCCAAGCCAAAACAUAUGCUCCUAGGAACAUACGAGAUAAGCUUCACGGACAAGGAGCAGGAGAAAGACCUCACUCCGCAUCACAACGCUCUGGUUAUCUUGCUCACUGUAGCGAACUGCCUGGUAAAAAGGACACUGGUCGAUGAUGGAAGCUCCGGCAACAUCAUCUUCCAGGCCGCAUACAAAGACCUAGGGCUGGAUGAAGGGGCUCUAACUCAGAGGGUAACCCCCCAUAUAGGGUUCAACGGGGAAGUCAAAUAA